UCAGAGAUCAGCCUGGGUGUUUCUUGUCACCUCUAUCAGAUGCUGAUCUGGGUGUUCAGAGGUGACAUCUCAGCUAUCAUCUGCGCUGUCUUCACUAAAGUCGAGAACCUGAUGGCCAAAGCGUUGUACGACAACGUGCCGGAGUCCCCUGAGGAGCUGGCCUUCCGUAAAGGGGACAUCCUGACCGUCAUUGAGCAGAACACCGGUGGCCUGGAGGGCUGGUGGCUCUGCUCCCUGCACGGCCGCCAGGGCAUCGCCCCUGGCAACCGCCUCAAACUGCUGAUCGGACCCAUGUUUGACGCUCAGUCGCCAGCCACCGCCUCCGCCGCAGCAUCUGCCCAGUCUCCUCCUCAGAGCUAUCAGCAGAAAGCCGGCUCUGGGUCUCAGGGGCUCUACCAGGUGCCCCCCUCCCUCCAGAGUCCACAACAGCAGAGCCAGCAGGGCAUCUACCAGGUUCCUCCUGGACAAGACAUCUACCAAGUCCCACCAAGGAGUACUCUAGCUGCUGACAACACACCGAGCAAGGUGGUGACCCCGACCAGAGUGGGACAGACCUACACCUUCAGCCCGGGCCAGCACAACCAGCAGGACGUCUAUGACGUCCCACCCAGUAGAUCCCAGGGGGUGUACGAUAUUCCACCUGGUCAGAUGUUCUCUGGUCAGCUCGGUGCUGCCAGAAACCAGGGAGUCUACGAUGUUCCCCCGCCUCAGAUGGACCACAGGACACAAGGCGUUUACGACAUACCUCCAUCUUCACAAGGGGUCUACUCGGUGCCUCCGUGCAGGACCAACCCCGCCCUCCAGGAGGGAAACUACGACUUCCCGCAGCCUCUCAAACACAAACAGGAGGGCAUCUAUGACGUGCCGCCACCUGUCCUCACCAAGCCCACACAGAGCCCCCAGUCGCAUUAUGACUUCCCCCCCAGUGUGGAGCCUGCUGCCCAUCACCAACACCCAAACAGCAACGGCAAUGAAGGCAUUUAUGACGUGCCUCCACCCGCCCUUCACUCAGGGGCGGGCUCUCAGAGGGACAUAUAUGACAUCCCCCGGUGCAAGCAGCCCUCCCAGAACAGAGCCUCGCCCGCCGACAGAGACGGCAGCAAAGGCAUCUACGACAUCCCCGCUCAGGACGCUCGAGCGGUGGGAGAUGUGACGGACGGUGUGAACCGCCUGUCGUUCUCCAGCACUGGCAGCACACGCAGCAGCAUGUCCACCUCCUCGUCCUCCACGGGCUCCAGCUCCGAGGCCCGCCUCGCUCUGGAUGUGGAUGCUGCCGUCCAAAGGUUGUACCGCCUGCAGCAGGCCUUGGAGGCUGCAGUCUGGGCUCUGCAUUCAAUGGCAGCUUCCCCUCACUGGAGGACUUAUCCCUUCAUGGAGCGCCACGCUAACGACGUCCGCACGGUCCUGGACAGGGUCCGGGCCGCUCUGGGAGACUUCAUCGUGUUCGGUCGAGGGGCUGCAGUAAACGCCACAUCCCUGUCGGACUCCAGCCUGCACAGUAAGCUGAGACGGCAGCUGGGACGCCUGGAGGACUCCCAACAGAUCCUCCUGCAGAUCUACCAAGUCCUGGAGAACUGCAGCUGGGCCCUGAACGCCCUGGCCUCGUCCGGGAAGCACCACAACAAGAGCGACGAUCUGGACCGCUUCGUCAUGGUCUCCAGGACCGUCCCCGACGACGCCAAGCAGCUGGCCUCCACGAUAGGCAGCAACGCCGAGCUGCUGUUCAGGCGGACGCACAUGGACGGGUCUCUCUCUAACGGGAGCACGCCUGAUGAGAACAUGAUCCACCCGCUCACCUCACCCUCCUCAGAUAACGACAACUACGGGGACCAGACCAAGCCCUUCCCUGUGCCCUCCAGCCAAGACAAAGACAACAUGAACAACAGUGAGAAGUGUGUGAAAAGCUGGAUGGAGGACUACGAUUACGUACAUCUGCAGGGCAAAGAGGACUUUGAGCGUCAGCAGAAGGAGCUGCUGGAGAAAGAAAACAUCAUCAAGCAGAGUCAAGUCCAGCUGGGUCAGGAGCAGAUCAAUCAGUUCAAGAAGCUGGAGCAGGAAGUGAUCAAACCUGUGGAGAACGACAUCACACAGUGGACGUCACAUCAACACCCGGGCGUAACCUCGGCCUCCCCCUCGGACUCCUCCUCCACCCUGACCCCCUCCACUCAGGUGUGCGCCCGGGACCGCCAGCUGCUUGGCUUCUACUCGGAGCAGUGCGAGCAGCACUUCGUCACGCUCCUCAGCGCCGUCGAUGCCUUCUUCAGCUGCGUCAGCGCCGGGCAGCCGCCUCGCAUCUUCGUGGCGCACAGCAAGUUCGUCAUCCUCAGCGCCCACAAACUGGUCUUCAUCGGAGACACCCUGUCCAGGCAGGCCUCGGUCCCCGAGGUGGCGAACAGGGUGAUGAACUCCAGUAACGUGCUGUGCGACUUGUUAAAGACGGUGGUGGCUGCGACUAAAACAGCCGCACUGAACUACCCGAACACAGCCGCCAUCCAGGAGAUGGUGGACAGAGUCACUGAUCUCUCACACCACUCGCAGCAGUUCAAAGAACAGUUGCUGCAAAUGGCCAACUCGUGAUUUUCAACCAUUUCACCACAGACUCCAUGUGUACAUUAAUCUAGCACAAAUAUAUAUAUUUACAGUACAUAUAUAUAUAUAUAUAUUGCUCUUCAUCUUUAAGCCUGUUUCGGAUGUUGUAAAUAAUCUCCGUUCUGUAAAUAUUUGCUCUAUUUUUGUGUAGAUUGUUUUAUAUUAUGGUCUGAAUAUAUAUGUAGAUGCAGUAUUGGUGUCUCUGUAGAAUUAUGUGGACAUUUUUCAUAACAUUCCUGUUGCAUAUUAUGAAGCACCUUAUGAGAUGUCCUUGUUUUUUUUUUUCUUUUUCAUGUGUAAAAUGUUGUUGAUGUGUGCUACUGCUGGGCGUGACAGUAAAUCUCCCUGUAAAUCAUGUUAAUGUCGAUGUGUGUGGAGACAUCCGCAAAGUAAAGGAUUGUUCUUAACCAUG
This is a messenger RNA of Lates calcarifer (barramundi perch), 3001 nucleotides long. RefSeq names its product neural precursor cell expressed, developmentally down-regulated 9 (gene nedd9). Gene Ontology annotation, biological process: cell migration; cell surface receptor protein tyrosine kinase signaling pathway. Lineage: Eukaryota; Metazoa; Chordata; Actinopteri; Centropomidae. Gene Ontology annotation, molecular function: protein binding. The record is from RefSeq and is a predicted model, not a curated record. Gene Ontology annotation, cellular component: plasma membrane; cytoplasm.